This is a messenger RNA of Trichomonas vaginalis G3, 197 nucleotides long. RefSeq lists its product as uncharacterized. The transcript has a single exon. Lineage: Eukaryota; Parabasalia; Trichomonadida; Trichomonadidae. The annotation marks the transcript as partial. The record is from RefSeq and is a predicted model, not a curated record.
AUGACUGACGUUCCUCUUCCUGAAUGCCUUCCAAAGCCAGAAGAACCGAAAGCUGCAGAACCACAACAGUCUCCUCAGCAACCUCAGUUCCAGCAAGUCCCUCCACCAAAUUACUACCAAUUUCCAUCUCAAGGUUACUACCAAUUUCCACCUCAAGGUUACUACCCACCACAAGGCUUCCCGAACUACCCUCCUCC